This is a messenger RNA of Hevea brasiliensis (rubber tree), 483 nucleotides long. RefSeq names its product secreted RxLR effector protein 161-like. NCBI's taxonomy places the organism in Eukaryota, Viridiplantae, Streptophyta, Magnoliopsida, Malpighiales, Euphorbiaceae. The transcript is spliced from 2 exons. The coding region runs from base 1 to 483 and encodes 160 amino acids. The record is from RefSeq and is a predicted model, not a curated record.
AUGCAAAAACUGAAGCAGCCUCACUUAGAAGUUGCGUGGAGAAUUCUGCGAUACAUUCAAGGUACAAGUGACUAUGGUAUAAUAUACAAGAAAGACAAAAAAUGUGAGGUAGUCGGGCAUUGUGAUGCUGAUUAUGCUGGCGACCAUGAUACAAGGAGCUCAACUACAGGAUAUGUGUUCAAUCUUGGAUCAAGACUUGUCUCCUGGUGCAGUAACAAACAACCGACAAUAUCUCUAUCAAGUAUCAAGGCAGAGUAUAGAGCAACAGCUACAGCAGCUCAAGAAUGUAAAUGGUUAAUACAAUUAUUGAAAGAUAUAUUUCAACCCAAAAACUAUAGAGUGAAGUUAUACUAUCAAAACAAUUCUGCAAUCCAACUAGCAGAGAAUCCAAAAUUUCAUGCAAGAACGAAACAUGUGAGAGGUACAUGGGAGGAGAGGGGAUUGAACUGGGGACAUGGCCCAGGUUCAUUGUGUAACGUGUGA